GCGGCCCGCAGCCGCACUAGGAGCCGGGCCGGGCCGAGCGGAGCCGGGCGAUGCGGCGGUGAGCGCGGCGGGGCCGGGCGCCGCCGCGAUGCUCCGCCGCAGCCUCAGCCGCCUGUGUGCUGGCGAGGAGAAGCGCGUGGGCACGCGCACCGUGGUGGUGGGGCACCGGCCCGUGCCGGACACCGAGGCGUACGUGGCACAGAAGUUCUGUGACAACAGGAUCGUCUCCUCCAAGUACACCCUCUGGAACUUCCUCCCGAAGAACCUUUUUGAGCAGUUUCGAAGAAUUGCCAACUUCUACUUCCUCAUCAUCUUUCUUGUGCAGGUGAUAGUGGACACCCCAACCAGCCCUGUGACCAGUGGCCUCCCGCUCUUCUUUGUCAUCACUGUCACAGCUAUCAAACAGGGGUACGAGGACUGGUUGAGGCACAGAGCUGACAACGAAGUGAACAAGAGCAACGUCUUUGUUGUGGAAAAUGCAAAGCAAGUGCGGAAAGAGAGUGAAAAAAUCAAGGUUGGAGACAUAGUAGAAGUGAAAGCAGAUGAGACCUUCCCCUGUGACCUGAUAUUUUUGGCCUCCAGCAGCACUGAUGGGACCUGUUACGUCACCACAGCGAGCCUUGACGGCGAGUCCAAUUUCAAGACUCACUACGCGGUGCGGGACACCACCGUGCUCUGCACCGAUGAAGCCAUCGACACCCUCACGGCCACAAUCGAGUGUGAACAGCCACAACCCGACCUCUACAAAUUUGUUGGAAGGAUUAUCAUCUAUGGAAGUAACCAAGAGCCUGUAGCCAGGUCUUUGGGUCCUGAAAACCUGUUGUUGAAAGGUGCUACCCUCAAAAAUACCAAGAAGAUUUAUGGAGUUGCAGUCUACACUGGGAUGGAAACAAAAAUGGCUCUCAACUACCAAGGGAAAUCUCAGAAACGGUCUGCAGUAGAGAAAUCCAUCAACGCCUUCUUGAUAGUGUAUUUGUGCAUCCUAUUGGGCAAGGCCACUGUGUGCACAACUCUGAAAUACGUCUGGCAGAGUAAUCCAUUUAAUGAUGAGCCUUGGUACAACGAAAAGACUAAAAAAGAGAGAGACACGUUCAAGGUCUUGCGGAUGUUCACGGACUUCCUGUCCUUUAUGGUCCUCUUCAAUUUUAUUAUCCCAGUCUCCAUGUACGUCACAGUGGAGAUGCAGAAGUUCUUGGGCUCCUUCUUCAUCUCCUGGGACAAGGAGAUGUAUGACGAAGAGAUACAAGAGGGAGCACUGGUGAACACCUCGGACCUGAAUGAAGAGCUGGGGCAGGUGGAGUACGUGUUCACAGACAAAACCGGGACGCUGACAGAGAACAGCAUGGAGUUCAUCGAGUGCUGCAUCGACGGGCACAAGUACAAAGACUGCAUCACAGAGGUGGAUGGCUUCUCCCAGACCGAUGGACCCCUCAAAUACUAUGGCAAGGCUGAGAAGAGCCGUGAGGAGCUGUUCCUGAGAGCCCUGUGCCUGUGCCACACGGUGCAGAUCAAGGAGGCAGACCAGGUGGAUGGGCUGAUGGCACACCCAGAACGCAAAUACACCUAUAUCUCCUCCUCCCCAGAUGAAAUCGCUUUGGUGAAAGGCGCAGAGAAGUAUGGUUUCACUUUUCUAGGACUUGAAAACAAUUUCAUGAAAAUACGAAACCAAAAGAAUGAAACUGAGAUGUACCAACUUCUCCACGUGUUGAACUUCGACCCUGUGCGGCGCCGCAUGAGUGUCAUUGUGAGAACCAGCACAGGAAAGUUGCUUCUCUUCUGUAAAGGAGCAGACUCCUCUAUUUUUCCAAGGGUGCAGCAAGAAGAAAUCCAACAAACAAAAGUCCAUGUGGACCGCAAUGCUAUGGAUGGCUACCGAACACUCUGUGUGGCCUUCAAAGAGCUAACUGAAAAGGAGUAUGACAAAAUUGACAGACAGCUCAAUGAAGCCAAGAUGGCUCUGCAGGACAGGGAGGAGAAGAUGGCCAAGGUUUUUGAUGACACAGAGGCAGACAUGCACCUGAUUGGGGCUACUGCUGUAGAGGACAGGCUGCAGGAGCAGCUGGCAGAGACCAUCGAGGCCCUGCACGCAGCUGGCAUGAAGGUUUGGGUGCUGACAGGAGACAAGAUGGAGACUGCCAAAUCCACCUGCUACGCCUGCAGGCUCUUCCAGACCAGCACGGAGCUGCUGGAGCUGACGGCCAGGACGGUGGGCGAGAGCGACAGGAAGGAGGAUCGGCUCCAUGAGCUGCUGCUGGAGUACCACAAAAAACUCAUUCAGGACCUUCCCAAAAACAGGGGGGGCCUGAAGAGGAGCUGGACGUUGAGUCAAGAGUAUGGACUGAUUAUAGAUGGCUCAACACUGUCGCUGAUACUCAACCCCUCUCAGGACUCUGGCUCUAGCAAUUACAAAAGCAUAUUCCUGCAGAUCUGCUUGAAGUGCACUGCAGUCCUCUGCUGCCGGAUGGCUCCUCUGCAGAAAGCACAGAUUGUGCGAAUGGUGAAGAACACAAAAGGAAGCCCGAUAACCCUCUCGAUAGGGGAUGGUGCAAAUGAUGUCAGUAUGAUUCUGGAAGCACAUGUUGGAAUAGGGAUAAAAGGCAAAGAAGGACGCCAGGCCUCCAGAAACAGCGACUAUGCUGUGCCAAAGUUUAAACAUUUAAGAAAACUGCUACUAGCACAUGGGCAUUUGUAUUAUGUGAGAAUAGCACACCUUGUACAGUAUUUCUUCUAUAAGAACCUUUGCUUCAUUUUACCACAGUUUUUAUACCAGUUCUUUUGUGGAUUCUCACAGCAGCCACUCUACGAUGCUGCUUACCUGACCAUGUACAACAUCUGCUUCACAUCGCUGCCCAUCCUGGCCUACAGCCUGCUGGAGCAGCACAUCAGCAUCGACACGCUGACCUCGGACCCCCAGCUCUACAUGAAGGUGUCGGACAAUGCAAUGCUGCAGUGGAGGCCCUUCCUGUACUGGACAUUUCUGGGCGCCUUUGAAGGACUGGUGUUUUUCUUUGGGGUUUAUUUUCUUUUUCAAAACUCCUCAUUGGAAGACAACGGAAAGGUGUUUGGGAACUGGACCUUUGGGACGAUUGUUUUCACCGUGCUGGUGUUCACCGUCACUCUCAAGCUGGCGUUAGACACCCGAUUCUGGACGUGGAUGAACCACUUUGUGAUUUGGGGCUCCCUUGCUUUCUAUGUGUUUUUCUCAUUCUUUUGGGGAGGAGUCAUUUGGCCUUUCUUGAAGCAGCAAAGAAUGUAUUUUGUAUUUGCUCAUAUGCUGACUUCUGUUUCCACAUGGCUGGCAAUAAUUCUCCUGAUCUUUAUCAGCCUUUUCCCAGAAAUUCUUCUAAUAGUUUUAAAAAAUAUAAAAGAGAAAAAUCAUCAGGCUGGCCCCUUUGAUCUGCCUGUGUUAGUGUCAUACAAACGUAUAGAGAAUGGUUAUGUGAAGGCUGAAGAUGCUGUUACUAAUUUGGCAGAAAGAUAUCCCCUCAGGAUACCUUGAAGUGCUCCACACAAACCCUGCACAUUGUCAUGCUGUAGGAACCCAUGGUUUUACCUGGCAGUGACCUUUGAUAGUACCAAGGACUGGCAGCAGCCCUGCUGGGAGAGCAGCCAGGGCACUGGCCCCACGGUACCCGUUAGUCUUUGGUCUUGAGGCUUCCCUGCCCUCCCAGAAAAACCACUUCUGCCAAAUCCUACAUCACUGGAGGCUGAGAAAGCAUCUUUAGGAGUUCACCCCAAACAGCAUGGAUGGAAGUGCAAGAGUGCAGUGCCAGCCCCAUUUGACACGGGGCUCCCGUGCCCGCUGCAGAUUGUCCGAGAGCAGCAGGGCUGCUCAGAGCUCCUGCUCUGCCUGACCAAAGAAGUAGCACAGACUUCAACCCAGUCACAUUCCCCUCCAGCCCUCUGGAGGCACUGGGAAGAGGCUGCUCCCCUCACAGGGAAGGUGGAUGCAGCCCUGGAGCCCCUCUCCUGCUGCUGGGCCUGGCAGCUGCCCCCUCCCAGCCAUGAGUUCCCAGAUGCACACGGCAGGAUCACUGAAAAUUCGGGAGAAAUCUUUGCCACUCUCUCCUCCAGGUGGAGCUGGAAGCAGUCUGCGGUCUGUCCACAGCAGUGGUGUCCAUGUGAAGACCUGCAGUGCUGGAAGUGCCAGAGCAUCCUCCCACAACCAGUUUGCUGAUGGGUUUAUUCCUGCUGGAGUGUGAAGAAAAGGUUGUUUUGGGGCUGUUGUGAUGGAAGGAAGCUUUUGUGGGGGAAAGAGGAAUCCCAAAAGUUGGGCUGUGCCAGACUCUGAGCACCAGGCUCCUGUGGCUGUGCUUGCAUUACUGCACUGUGCAGCAGCUCCAACACUUUAAAGGCCUGAGGGACAGUGUAGUCCUUGGCUGAUCCCAGGGACAUGGGCUGUGCUUGUCAACCUGCAGGUGUAUAAAACUGCAUCUUGAGUUAUUUGCACUAAGAAAAAAGAAGACAGUUUAAAAUUGAAUACAUGAGCCUGAUUUCAUUUUACAUUUUGUUUUUUAAAUUGGCAUGUUCUUUUUAAAUCUACCUGUACCAUGGUAGUAGGAACUUUCCUCUUUAGGUUCUGCACAGCAAAGGUGAGAUGCCUGACUCUCAAUAUUUUUUUUUCUCUGAUACUUCCUGUGUGGAAAGAGCAGCUUCUUUUGUUGUGUUAAGUCCUGAGCAGUGACAGAGCAGCCUGUGUGCCCUGCUGGUUGGUGUGACAGCCCCUGCCUCGUGCUGAUGUCCCCAGAGGAGCUGCUGGGAGAAGCUUCGGGGCUCCUUUCAGAAGCAGCAAGCUCUGCACUGCCUCUGGCUUUGGCUCCUGCUCGCUCAGCCUUGUGUCAUGUACGUACAACAGAACAAUUUGGGAUAGACAGAACAUUCCCCUCACCGUGUUUUGUUGAACUGCAGACUGUUCAUUUUUGGAAGAAUCAAGUCUUGCUCUCUGGCUGCCAUCCCUGCGGUUCGUCUGCGACCGGUGCGGACAGCUGCUGGCAAAUUCUCUCGUGCAUCAUGGGGAUGUUGGAUGGGCCUUAGCUGAGUGGGAGAGGGGAGUGCACAGUCCUGGGGCUGCUCUGCCAUGGCCCAGCGUGGGAGAGGACAUGGACAGGACCACUGUAUCAUACACUCUGCACUGGCCUCGGCACGAGCGGCGUCUGCGCCGUGCCAGCGCGCGGCUCAGCUCCCUGCUGCAUGCCAGGCAGGAGCUGCACUGCCAGCAUGUGUCCCGUGGGCAAAGCUUCCAUUUUCUGCUUUGUUUUGUUUUCCCAUUUCCCUAGCUCAUUUCACAGACCUAGGAUUCGACUUGCAGACCUUGUCCCCUGCUCAACUUUCCUUGCAGAAAUGCGGUGCCUACAGAUCAAGUAUACGAUGAGUACAAUGAAGAUAUGCUCUCUAUGCCAAAUCUAACCAUUCUCCUUAAAUAUACAGUUGCUGACUUGUGUUUACAUAACCUCUGAAAAAUGGGCGCUAAAAUGCCUGAUUCCUGUGAUUCAAAACCAUUCCAAGCCCGAAUGGUCCCAAGCAUGACACCUUGCUUCUCAGUUAGUUUUGUGUCGUGCUCUGCUCCAAGGGUGACAGUCUGUUCCCCUGGAAUUCCAUUGGUGGUAUCAGUGGGAGCAGUGGAACCUGACGUGUGUGUGAACUGCUCAAAUGGUCACGUAACCAGGAUCAUUUCUGCUGCCUGUCUCAAGACAGAGCCUUCUGAGAACCAAAUCUUUCUCUUGGCCUUUCCAAGUGUCCUGUCUCCAGCUGGAACAAGCCCUUGCAAUAGCUGUAUGUUCAAACCCAAGGUGUGCAUGCUGACAGGUGGAAUUCAUGUGGAAUGUCUUGAAUACAGCUCUUUUGGAGAAAAUGCAGUUUUUCUUGGGCUUGGGUUUUCAGAUAGUGCACUGGUGUAGUGCUGGGUGCCAGGACAGCCAGGUCCAGCAGAAGAGCUGAUCCUCGCCACUCAGCAAUGGCAAAACCAGAAUUGUGAUUGCUGUGGGUGACUUGUGAAAUCAGGGAAACAGGAGACCCCUUCUGAGGUUAGAGAGGGGCAGAAGAAGUGCUGGUCAGGGCUGUAGGGUUAGAGGCAGCAGGACUGGCGUGGCAGCAGUGGCACGGGGAUGCUGUGGUGGGUGCUCGUUCCCUGAUGCCACCACACUCACGGUGCCCUUCAGGGACACUGAAAGGCCAGUACAGGCUUCUUGGUGGAGAAACUUGAAGGAAAAAAGGCUGGGUUUUCUCAUAAUAAUUUGUUGAAGUUUUGUCACUGACUAGUGACACUGAAAGAUAAGGACAGUAAUUAAGAUUCCCUCUAAAACUCUUAUGUGAUAACAGUGGAGCUUGGUGUAGUCAUAGCGACUUUGCAAAAACUAAUCCUAAUCGUUAUGAGAAUAUUAUAAAUGACUUGGAAUUGCAUAAAAGCUUCAAAUUGAAUUUGUAUACACACAGUUGAAAAACUUUCCUAAUACUGCACCAUUUAUCCAAUUUCCCAGCUAUGAAUUUUUUAAAAAAACCAUGUAGUGUAUAGAAAAUGUAAAUUAUAUACAGGCAAUGAGCAGAUACAUUUUCAGCUUCUUGCAAAGAAAAAGGACUGCAACCUUACAUUUUUUUCAAUUAAAUGCAAUUUUAUACAUUUAUGUUGCUUUAUAUCAAGGAAAUUGAAUGUGAAUGUUACCUUUUAUGAAUGCAACUUGCUCUUUUUUCAUUACAGAAACUUUUGUUUGAAGUAAUCAAUAAACUUUGGUAUGUUGUUCUGAUUAAUA
This is a messenger RNA of Pyrgilauda ruficollis (rufous-necked snowfinch), 6746 nucleotides long. It is a transcript of the gene ATP11C, whose product is annotated as ATPase phospholipid transporting 11C. The record is from RefSeq and is a predicted model, not a curated record. Gene Ontology annotation, cellular component: endoplasmic reticulum; recycling endosome; trans-Golgi network. Gene Ontology annotation, molecular function: magnesium ion binding; ATP binding; ATPase-coupled intramembrane lipid carrier activity. Gene Ontology annotation, biological process: phospholipid translocation. The coding region runs from base 89 to 3499 and encodes 1136 amino acids. Lineage: Eukaryota; Metazoa; Chordata; Aves; Passeriformes; Passeridae. The transcript has 29 exons.